UCCUGAAAACGGUUGGGCAGUGGUGGGCAAGGUUUUAUCGUCGCGCUGUAAAGCAAAACGUUUUGGCGCUUGCUCAAGUUUCACCUGCUUCAUCGCAUCCAUAUUAGUUCGCAAAAAACACAGGAGGUUCGAUCAGGAGAGCAAGAAUUUUGGGAUGGAUCAAUACCACAGACUCUCAGACGCCAGUGCUGACAGCAGUGCCUCAGAUCACAGCAUGAACAUUUCUGCUGGUGUGAUCAAAGUGCUAAAAAAACAUGGAUACACCAUAAAAAAAGAACUUGGACGUGGAGGUUCAGGAAUAGCGAUUCUGGUGGAAGAUACAGAGGGUGAUCCUUUUGUGGUCAAACAGAUGAAUUCCAGAGAUGGGGAGGAGCUGGAUACGGUCAAAAAGGAAGUCGAGAUCUUGAAAACUCUAAACUUUGGAUAUGUUGUUACUUAUGUCGAUUCAUUUGAAGAUAAAGAAGCGGGACGCAUUUAUAUUGUGAUGGAGUUUUGUGAGGGAGGUGAUCUUUCAAAAAUCAUGGAAACACAGAAAAAAGAAAGUUUUUUUGAAGAAAAACAGAUCCUUUACUGGCUGGUUCAGAUUUGUCUGGCUCUGCAGUAUCUACAUGAGAGGAGAGUUCUUCACAGAGAUAUAAAACCUCAGAAUGUCUUUCUGACUGAAGAUGAUUACAUCAGUCUAGGAGAUUUCGGAUGCUCAAAAGCUUUGGAAAGAGAUGAUGAAUAUGCUUGUUCAGUAGUGGGUGCAAACCUCUAUGUCAGCCCAGAAGUUUAUGAGAAGAAACAUAAUUCCAAGAGUGACAUAUGGUCAUUGGGGUGGUUGCUUCAUGAUCUCUGCAUGCUCGAUGUGUGGGUAAGUAUUUACUUUUUUUCUCAAUAAGCACUGUAUUACUGCAUUACAGUCUAAUGAUGAUGAUGAAAUACCAAAGGGGUAAAAUUAGUGUUUAUUAAAUAACUCAAGACAGUAAAUAAAAAAAUCAAAUAUACUGGUGUGAAAAAAUGUAUUUAAUUAAAAUAAAAGUAAUUUGUAAUUUGAAAAUACAAACAAAAUUGACAAGCAAUAAUUUGAAGUGCAAGAGAAACAAUCGUGUUGGAUACACAUAAGAAAGAGAGAAAACAACUUAACAACUUAUAAAACAACAUUCUCUUUUAUGUAUCCCCUUACACUAGGAUCCUUGCAGUACAGUUUAGCUGUUUUUUAACACAACUAGCUUCUAGUCAGGUCAAGUCAACUUUAU
Molecule: messenger RNA, 1238 nt
Organism: Triplophysa rosa
Lineage: Eukaryota; Metazoa; Chordata; Actinopteri; Cypriniformes; Nemacheilidae
Product: serine/threonine-protein kinase Nek3-like
Exons: 9
Coding region: 155-880 (241 amino acids)
Biological process (GO): protein phosphorylation
Molecular function (GO): ATP binding; protein kinase activity
Source: RefSeq, a predicted model, not a curated record